GUACCCUUAUGUCUACAGACUAUGCCACCAUCGCAGCCUCGGCCCGUCAGAUAGCGUAUUGCUCAAUUGCAGUGACAUGUGCUGUGUUUUACGACUAUGGCCACACUUUCCCUCGGGAAGUCGAUUUCGUCUGGACAAAACCUUGGACGCUCGCUUCCAUACUGUACCUUGGGGUAUGUUGACUCAUGGAGAAGACUGUUACAUGGUUUGAUGCACACUUCAUACAGGCAAGAUACGUCGGGAAUCUACUUCUGUUGUAAGCAUGGGUUCUUCAGCGUCAUGUUCAAAACACCGAAUCUUUGAACGAAAUCUCUUAGAUGCUACACACUUAGUAAGUUCAUUGGCAACUCCUACUUGUUGUAGCAAUCGUCUGAGGUAUCUGAGUCGUGAUGGAUACGAGAAUGGAACUGCAAGGGUAUGAUGGAAUGGAUCAUCUUUUAACUGUCAAGUACCCUUCAACUUACCCCCUUCCCACCGGCGUAAACCGUUGUACAGUUCCUUAGGUCUAGGUACUUUUGUCUCUUGGGGCACCCUUGUAUACUAUGGGACUUUACAAGGUGAGGGCCUGUAGGACUUUGCUGUCUUUCAUGCUUAGCCUAUCACGGUCCUACUGUAGCAAUCAUGCAGAUGAGGAUAUACGCCAUGUAUCAACGAUCUAAAGUUAUAUUGGGGUGUCUCGCUG
Coniophora puteana RWD-64-598 SS2 is the source of this 682-nucleotide messenger RNA. RefSeq lists its product as uncharacterized. Lineage: Eukaryota; Fungi; Basidiomycota; Agaricomycetes; Boletales; Coniophoraceae. The record is from RefSeq and is a predicted model, not a curated record. Bases 9 to 182 code for a protein of 57 amino acids. The transcript has 6 exons.